This is a messenger RNA of Prosopis cineraria, 1356 nucleotides long. RefSeq lists its product as uncharacterized. The record is from RefSeq and is a predicted model, not a curated record. Lineage: Eukaryota; Viridiplantae; Streptophyta; Magnoliopsida; Fabales; Fabaceae. Bases 146 to 1078 code for a protein of 310 amino acids. The transcript has a single exon.
ACCAAGAUCCAAACGUGAGGACUAAAAUCAUAGAUUUACUUUUCUCGGCUUGUGGCUCUUUAUAAGUUGCAGGCAAGGUGUUUGUAAAAAUGCCUCUUCUUUGGAAACGCCUAAAUUCUGAAGCAAAGAACAAAAUACCGUUCACAUGGGCACGUUAAUAGGACACAUAGUGCCUGGAUUGGCACUCUUCCUUCUUGGACUGUGGCACACCAUCAACACCAUCAAAGCUUAUUUUGGGAGAGGCCCUUCCAAUUUCACCGUGAGAUUCUGGUACCAAUUCAAUGUCUUUCAUUGUAGACUCAAACACUUGGAGCUCAUUUCCAUUCUAUCUUUCUCCAUCCUUGCAAUUUCCCUUCAAGUUCUGGAUUUUCCUUCCUUUCACUUCACUCUCGAGCUUGACAGUUUUGAGCAUGUAACCAUGUUCAUACAGCUUGCUGUGUUUGCAAGCUUCAUCCUUUUUGCAGAGUUUUUGACUGAUUCAUUUGAGCUCUUGUCUGGGUUUGUUGGGAUCCUUGCAUCCUCAGUAUUUACUCAAGAGUUCUUUUUGCUUCAUUUUCACUCCACCGACCACGUUGGAAUUGAAGGACACUACCACUGGUUGCUUCAACUCAUAGUGUUCAUCUCACUUUUAGCAGCUAUUGCUGCAACUUUUUUCCCCAAGAGUUUUCAAGCAGCACUUGUUCUUUCCAUUUCUGUCAUGUUCCAAGGUUGUUGGUUUCUCAACAUGGGAUUCAUGCUGUGGGUUCCUGCUUUUGUCCCUCAAGGGUGUUCUAUGAAUGAUCUAGGCAAGACCAGAAUGGGUCAUAAUCAUAGCAUGCUUGGAGCAAUUUCUUGUAGCUCUGAUGAGGCUGAUUUUAGGGCCAGAGCUCUUGCUAAUUUACAGUUCAGUUGGAUCUUUUGUGCUAUUCUGAUAGUUUCAGGAAUAGUUGGUCUCAGAAUGGCAAGAACUAUAAGACCCACCAUUUCAGACAGAUUGGUUGAGUACCAGAGACUUCACAGCAAAGUUGCAGAUUCCACCAUAACCACUGAAGGUUUGAAGCUGGUUAAUUCACAAUUUGUUAAGCAGGAAGAGGCUUGAAAAUGUGAUAUAAAAUAACCUUUAUAUGGUAAUUAUAAUUACACAAGACAAGGCUGAUAUUAUGCUUUAUCCAACUAUCUGUUGGAUUUUUUAGAUACUUGUGUCAACAUGUAUAAAUGCAAAUCCUAUGGAUACUAGAUUGCAACUUAAAUGUUACUAUGUUUUUCUUCCGGAAUACAUACAUAAACUGUAAAAUAUAGUAUGUUUUUACAUAAACUGUAAAAUAUAGUAUGUUUUUACUUGUAAUGUUACCGAAGUCUGAAUCCUGUUGAACAAAA